Dermochelys coriacea (leatherback sea turtle) is the source of this 2677-nucleotide messenger RNA. RefSeq names its product immunoglobulin superfamily member 1-like. Gene Ontology annotation, biological process: cell surface receptor signaling pathway. The transcript has 13 exons. Bases 173 to 2290 code for a protein of 705 amino acids. NCBI's taxonomy places the organism in Eukaryota, Metazoa, Chordata, Testudines, Dermochelyidae. Gene Ontology annotation, molecular function: transmembrane signaling receptor activity. The record is from RefSeq and is a predicted model, not a curated record.
CACCGUCUGGCCCAUUCCAGGAGCUGGUUCCUCUCUCGGAUGCGCAGACUUUGGGGAAGUGUCUGGCUCCAAGGGACAGAGGGUCACAGAUAUUUAUAAGAGCUCGGUUGCCAUUUAGGUAGCCCAUUGAGGGAGCAGAUUCACCUGGCAGCAGCAUCCUGUUACACCCAGCAUGGAGCUCAACGUCCUCCUCCAUCUCCUGGCUUCUCUCCAGAUCCUUCCCCAGCUGGCAUCACCUGCAGCCCCCCUGCAAGUCCCCACGGUCAUUGUGGACCCCCAGCACCCUGUGUAUUUCCCGGGGGAGCGUCUCACCCUCAGAUGCUCAGCCCCUGGCGGGGAGGCAGUGAGCAGCUACCAGUUCUACAAUCAGCACGGGGAGCGGGUCUUCACAGAAACCACUGGCCUGUCCGGGGGGCCCUGGCUAGUCCUGACGGCUGAGACGGGGAAGGCCGGGGCGUACAGCUGUGACUACUGGGCAGUGAGAGACGGGCGGCCCAUCUACUCUGCACGAAGCCAGCCUCUCCGGGUACCAGUGAUGGAUUUCCCUCUUGCUCCAUCCAUCUCUGGGAUGUCUGAUUCCCCCGGGAAGAGCCCUGUUACCAUCGUAUGCUCAGCCCCUCAGGGACAUGUGGCUAAAAGGUACCAGUUCCUGAGGCAGGGGAAUGUCAUUGUCUCACAGUCGGGUGCCCGUCUCCGGCUCCAUCAGUCUGAUUUGGAUGCUACCGGCCCUUACACCUGCAGCUAUGAGGUCAAUGUCUCAGGGAGAAUGAUCCAGUCACUACCGAGUGCCCCCCUCUCAAUCCAUCUGACAGGGCCUUCCGUGCUCCCGGAAACCUUUCGGCCAACUCUGUGGCUGUCCCCAACGGGUCCUGAAUUCACCACCGGAGAUUCUGUUACCCUGACGUGCUCAGCUCCCAGCUGGGAUAAGAAGAAGGGGUUCUGCUUCCUCAAGGCUGGGGAAGAAGUGGCAUGCACAAGACAGGCACUGGAGGACUCUCAGAGUUACCAGAUUGGCAGACUCAGCAUGGAGGAUUCUGGCUCGUACACCUGUAUGUACUGGGUAGCUGAACUUGGGAAGGAGAUCUCCUCCCUAGAGAGCCAGCCCAUCUCCAUCACAGUCAGAGAUGUCUCACUGCCCCCGUCGGCCCCCCAAAUCAUUCUGGAUCCCCCAAAACACAUCUAUUUUCAGGGGGAACAUGUCAAGCUCACCUGCUCAGUUCCUGGCAGCGAGCAGGUGGGGGGAUACAGAUUCUACCAUCAAAGAGAGGAGCAGAUCUCCGAGCUGGACGAGGGGCCUUGGCUAGAGCGUGUGGCUAUGACUGGGAAUGCUGGGGCUUACUCCUGUGCCUAUUGGAUAAUCCGAUCUGGGCAAGCGAUCCUGUCAGGGAAAAGCGACUCCAUCUCCAUCGCUGUGACUGCUCCUCCAUUGGCCCCCAAACUCUCUCUGCAUCCCAAGCUCCCCGUGUACCUGCCUGGGGAGAAGGUCACCCUCACCUGCUCAGUCCCCCAUGGCAAGGAGGCUGUGGGGUUCAGGUUCCACCAACACAGAGGGGAUCAGACUCCUGAAGAGCUGCCAGCAGCCAGCAGGGGACCCUGGAUGGAGCUCAUGGCGCAGAUGGGGAAUGACGGCUCCUACACCUGUCAGUACUGGAGAUGGGAGGCCGGGCAGGAGAUUGUGUCUGAGGACAGUAACAGCAUCACUGUACCAGUGUCAGACCCCCUUCCCCAGCCAUUGCUGAGCGUGGAUCCCCCAUCUGGAGAGGUGAGUGAAGGGCUCCCCCUGCUCAUCGCCUGCAUGGCCCCUGGUGAGCUCGGUGAGUGGAGAUUUCACUUUUACAAGGAUGGAACUGAGAUUGUCCCCAGAGAUGAGGGGUUUGAGAUCAGCACCAUGGAGUCCAUCUCUGGCUCUAUGAACAUCUGUUUGCUCAGCAUCCCACGGGCUGGUCCUAACAACACUGCGGAAUUCACCUGUGGGUACGAGAAGAACAUGAGCGGGAGGUGGAUCCAGUCCCUCAGGAGCCGGGCUGUGAAUGUUACCUGGAAUGUCACCAGGAAUUACAGCUGGAGAGGAGGCUGGGCUCUGCCCCUCCCCUUGGUGGUCGGUUGCGGUGGUGGAGGAGCCGCUCUAGGGCUACUGGCUCUUCUUGGCUGCUGCUGCAGAAGGAAUAAGAAAGGUAGCAGCAAGACAGCAGCUGGCUACCUGGGUGUCAAUGGAGCCCCUGGGGUCAAUUUAGCUCUGCAGCAAAGGAGCCGUGACGGGUGGGAUCAGCCGGUGAUGCACAACCAGUGACGGCUGCCCAGCAUCCCUGGUGGGAAUUCCAAGAAAAGAGACAAGGGAGAAGAGGAUGCAGGCACCGGGGCAGGAUGCAAAACCCUGUAUGCAGUAGCCACAUGCUCCCCUGUGAGCCCGGGGAGCUCCACGUUCCACCAGCGAGGAGGGAAUUUGGUCUCAGAGGAAGUUGUGUACAGUGAACCCCUCUUCUAAUCCCUGUCCCCCAACUUCCCAGCAGCGCCCUGCUCCCAUUGACUGAGAAUUCCCCAGACCUCAAGCUCUGCUGACUCUCAAACCUUUGUCACAGCAAACACCUCAGUUUUGUUCUUUUCAUCUUGUGGAUUGAGGGGGGUGGGAGGCAGGACUCCUGGGUUCUAUACCCAGAUUUGGGAGGAGAGUGGGAUC